CACGAACUGGCCAUUCAAUAAGAAGAAGAGGAAGAUGGAUUUCCUGAGCUUAAUACUGGCCCUGUCCUUUGUAGAUUUUACUACUUCUUUUCAACAAGAUGUACACGCGUCAACAGGCUCAUGUCCAGAGAAAGUGUGCGGAGUUGUAAACGCUAAAGAAGUAAACUAUACAAGCUAUAGCUACAAAAGAGCCACCGAGGGUUCAGCUCCAUGGGCAGUCCGUUUGUAUCACAUAAGAAAACGGAUCUUUUUUUGUGGGGGUAGCAUACUGAAUUAUGAAUGGGUUGUUACAGCUGCUCAUUGUCUAGAGAUUAUACACGGACCUGAGGAUAUUUCAAUUACAAUCGGUGAUUAUGACGUACGGCAUAAAGACCCAGACGAAGAAAUAUUAAAUGUGUCGCGCAUAAUUACCCAUCCAGAAUAUAACAAAACCAGUUUCAACAAUGACAUUGCCCUAAUUCGGUUAUCGAGUGGAAUUCGUCGUUUUACAAAUCACGUGAGACCGGUCUGUUUGCCGAGCGUGUGUCUCGCAACAGAUUUAAAGAUACCUCAUGCUCUUAUGCGAUUCAACGGCUGGGGUAAAAGUAGCAAGACUGGAUAUUUUCCAAUGUAUAUGAAAGAAAUCACUUUAGUUUUCUUGGAAUUUACGGCUUGUGAAAAAUCAGUGAAACGAUAUACAGAAAAUAUGAUAUGUUUAGACCAUGCUGACGACGGAUUUGGCAGUUGCAGUGGCGACGGUGGCACUGGACUUGUACGUAAAUACUUGGGUCGAUGGUACCUGGUUGGUAUCAAUAGCUGGGGUGAAGCCUGUGGUGUACCCGGUAAUUACGAUUUCUUUACAGAUGUUGUUAAAUUUAGAAAGUGGAUUAUUAAGAACGUAAAUGAUGGAUAAGCUUAUGGUGACAUUGUGCAGCUACAAAAACUGUCUGGUUUACUGCUAAAAGAAUUCUGAUGUAUUACUAUAACAAAUUACAUAUUGUUUCAAACAUAUUGUUAAAAAAGUCUAAAACUAAAACGUAAAAAAAAAACCCAUAAUAUUUACCUUAAUAAUAAUAAUAAUAAUAAUACUAUAUAGAACGUAAAACUAAAAUCGUCUUUUUAUUUAGUGCUGUAAAUUUUACAAAGUUUAAUCAUCAAAGGCGGAUUUCUAGUAAAAUGUCAAAAUUUUUCUAAGUACUUAAAUUUGAAAUGAACAUUUUCGAUAACCUGGCAACUACCACAGGGGACUUCCAGAGGCCUACGCAUUUUGCGCUGCGUAGUUACCAGUGUGCACGCGGCGGUCUAUUUGUCACACUAGCUAGCUGCUCAGCCUAGGCUAGGCCGCUGGGAGUCCCUAAAUAAACCCGAUAAAACGGUCUUAAUGGUGCUUUUUUAUGAAUUUGUGUGCUUUUUAAAUAUUUCUUGAUUCCCAAAUGUACUUGUUCAUUUUUUCGGAUGUUUUUUGUUUGACAAAUAUUGUAACAUCCAAUCUUGUUUUUUUGUUUGUUUGUUU
Messenger RNA from Anneissia japonica, 1492 nucleotides. RefSeq names its product vitamin K-dependent protein C-like. Lineage: Eukaryota; Metazoa; Echinodermata; Crinoidea; Comatulida; Comatulidae. The coding region runs from base 35 to 892 and encodes 285 amino acids. The transcript is spliced from 3 exons. The record is from RefSeq and is a predicted model, not a curated record. Gene Ontology annotation, biological process: proteolysis. Gene Ontology annotation, molecular function: serine-type endopeptidase activity.